AUGCCCGAGCUCACCGUUCCCGGCGCCGUUCUCCACUACGAGACAUUCGGCACGGAGGGUCCCCUUCUCGUCUUCAUACCCGGUGCCGACGGCAGCGGUCGUGUAUUCCACCCCUCUGCCCAAUUUCUCGCCGCCCACUUCACUGUUGUCUGCUGGGACCGCCGCGGGUACUCCCAAAGCUUUCUCGUCGGCCAGCAAGACUUCGAACACCGCCUGCAGACCGACGCCGAUGAUGCGCAGCGACUGAUCAUGCACCUCUCUCACAAUGGGACCGCCAUCGUGUUCGGAACUUCGUCCGGCGCUAUCGUUGCCCAACAGCUGCUGGCCAGUCACCCGGAGUGUGUGGCAAAGCUCAUCGCCCACGAGCCCCCCGCGUUCUCCGUCCUUCCUAAGGAAUUCCAGCCGCAGGCGAACGGACUCAUUAACCACAUCUACAACACAUACAGAGCUCAUGGUCCCGAUGCAGCUAUGGAGGCCUUUGCCUCGGGUCUGUCCGAGGGCCCUGAUUCAAAGAUGAUGCGUCAGUGCAUGGAUGCAAAACGCGGCGACGAGAUCCGUGCAAAUUGCCUCUUUUGGUUUGAAUUUGAGCUAAGACAGUACACCGGCGCCCCAGUUGAUGUUGAAGGCCUUGACAGGGCGAAACAGAAAUUGAUCCUUGUUGCGGGAGAGGAUAGCGGUGAUGGGCCAGGUGUGGGACCAAUCAAGGCUAUCGCCGGACAGACAGGCAAGGAGGUUCUGAGGAUUCCUGGCGGCCAUCUAGGCUAUAUGAUUGUUCCCGAAAUAUUUGCGAAGAAACUAUUGGAGUUACUUAGCCAGUAG
Ilyonectria robusta is the source of this 819-nucleotide messenger RNA. RefSeq names its product Alpha/Beta hydrolase protein. The record is from RefSeq and is a predicted model, not a curated record. The transcript has a single exon. The coding region runs from base 1 to 819 and encodes 272 amino acids. NCBI's taxonomy places the organism in Eukaryota, Fungi, Ascomycota, Sordariomycetes, Hypocreales, Nectriaceae.